CCUGCAACACGUCCGUGCGCGAGUGAGCCAUCCGAGUCCUGCCCGCGGAUAAAACCCCUUCGCUCCAGGCGAGACCUUCCCCGAUUCCGCGGCUCGUCUCUGGAUAUGCUGUGUGGGCAAAAAUGCUGAGUCGCAAGGUUUCGGGUUGUGGGACGAUGAUGAACGCAGACCGGGGCAGGGUCGGAGAGAGGCUUCAGGCGGCUCUGGCCGGGCUGCAGGAGUUGCAUCUGCUCCGAGAGAAACAAAGCGACAUGGUGAGUUGGGCGCUGCGAAUGGACCGGACCGAGCCGAUGUCCGCCGUCCGGACCAGCGCGGAUCACAAGCCGGUGAUGGAGACCGAGGAGGAGCGCCUGGAGGCGACGCUGACAGCACUGAAACAGCAAUUGUCUCGUCUACGGCGGCAAGAUGUUGGACUUAAGACCCACUUGCAGCAGCUUGACCAACAGAUCAGUGAGCUGAAGUUGGAUGUGAGCAAAGCCUCCGCAGAGCAGCUGGAGAGUGAUAGCAGACCAAGCUCAGGUUUCUAUGAGCUCAGCGAUGGUGGCUCUUGCUCCCUGUCCAACUCCUGCACCUCUGUGUACAGUGAGUGCCUGUCUUCCUCCUCCCAAACCAGCCUUCUCAUCUCUCCCACAAGCCUCGCAACAUCCAGUACCAUUAGCCCCCCGGCGCCAGCUGACGUGUGCCGCCGGCGCUCUACUGAUGAGAGUGCCACCCAGCCCAACCUCCCACGAGCUACGGGCCUGCAUCUGGGCAGUAGCAGGAUUCGAGCAGGUGCCGCAGGCACUGAGCGAGCACGGCCAAGACCUGUGUCAACAGGUGAUUUAGAUAGGAUGAUGACUCCAGGACUCAGCUGCUACAAGUCAGUGGAUGGGAAGAAAUCCUCAAUGUGCACCAACUUCAGGAAUUACACAGUGGAAUCCAAGUUCCAGAGCAGCCUGAUAUCCCGCAGCGGGACGGAGGUGUAUAAUUACCCUAGCCCCCUGCAUGCUGUGGCUCUCCAGAGCCCCAUCUUUAUCCAUGGUGAGGAACCAGCCAGUCCUGGACUUCCUGAGGGCCAAGAACUCCCAGCAGAAACUGUCCCAAUCACCGACAUCCUCCAGAGGGGACAAGUGAUGAGUGACCCCAUGUCUCUGUAUUACAUUGACAAGAUUCUGCAGCGUAGCAUCAACAAGAUCAACAUGCAGAGUGAGGCAGGGAGAGAGACUCUGGAUCUACACAGUGACUUUUACAGAGUGCCUGGUGAAGUUGGAGCAGUGAGUCCUGAUGUGCCUCAGGUACCAUUAUCUUCUCUGCAGUCAACACAUACCCAGACUUCUGACAUUAUCCCCCCAGAUGGUGACAGGAAGAGACAGUGCAUCAUUUACUCGAGCCAGGAGCAAGUGAAUCACACAAACCAAAGCCUGUCAAUAAAAGCUCCAGAAGCUUCUUACCGCUACUCUUAUCCUGCUGCCACAAGAGACUGCGUCCCUAGUGAAGUUAUCGUCUCUGCUAUGGAAAACCUUGACAAGGACCAAGAAGAUCACAGCACUGUUGUGAGAACGCAUUUAAAGAAAAGACCCACCAAUGUCCCAGUGUCAAGAGUGUCUGAGAGGAAGGCCCUCGGGCAAAGGCCAGUUAUGGGCCACAGCUCAGGCACAGAAGAGAGUCAAGGCUUUGAUGUCCAAGCAGGCCACACAGCUCCUCCGGAUUUUGUCCAUGCCAAAUUUGUCCCCGCUGGGUCUCAGCGAGUCAAGGUGAGACAGGCUGACCGCAAGACCAAGGCUGUGAAGCUGAGAAGAAGAAGCUGUGAGAGGCCUCGGGCGCUGAGGCACCAGCAGGGUUACUCCUCCAGUGAAAGAAACAGAGUGGCCAAUAGUGGAGCAAAUGGAGAGAGAGAAUUAAAAAGAUUGGGAAAGGGAAAGAUGACCCAGAAACUGACCACCUGUCUGGGAGAAGUCAGCUCAGACUCCAGCCUGUGUGGCCCAGGACUGGUGUGCACCCAUAAGGUCCACCCGAAGCCAUAUCCCAUCCCUGCUAUCACCAAGUCCAGCAGAAACCGAAAGGCCCCAUGUGUGGAGUAUGAUCAGUCCACAGAACAGAGGAGUAGGAGGCAGGGGGCUGGAAAGUGGCCAGCCGAUGUGGAGAUGUUCCAAACUGCAUGUGUUCAGCAUCAAAGGUCCAGAGAGCCCUUUAUACAGGCUGCUGGGAGGAGGCAGGUGGUCCGCAGUGUGAAUGGCAGGCCAUAUUCAGGCCAGCGGUUGGGACCCCCUCAAGCCCUCCAGCCCACCAUGUUGUCUUCUUCUUUCUUGCACAGCCUAAAUGCCAGGUAUCCCCCUGCUCCCUUUCCCAUGUCUAGCCACUACCCAUCCAGAUGCGAGUCUGAAUACUCAGCCGAAUGUGCCUCCCUGUUUCACUCCACCAUCGCCGAGAGCAGUGAGGGUGAGCUGAGUGAUAACACCACCAACCGCUUCGGGGACAGCGAGUCCAACCAUAGCUUCCAGUCCUUCUCCAACUCUGACAGUAGUCUGUCCUUAGACGAGGGAGAGCAGGUGGACAGUUAUGAGGGUGAGGGGGGUCCGGAGUGGGCUGACGCUGCACAGGGGCCCACCGCUACUGGACGCCCCCUUCAGCAACUCCCUCACCCUGAACCGCCAGCCUGCCGCAUCAAAGCCUCUCGAGCCCUGAAGAAGAAGAUCCGUAGGUUCCAACCUGCCGCUUUGAAGGUCAUGACCCUGGUGUAGCCGAGUUCUCUCAGGCAGCAUGAGAGCCAUAGCUAAACAAACGGCAACAAAAAGGAAAACCUGAGAACUGUGGGAAAUGCUGUCAAUACUUUAUAGAGAUGUUGCACCUGCUCUUUUAGUAAAAUCAGAUUUUAAUCUCCAGUUGUACACAAACAAACCCUUGUAAUAUGGGUCUCCAUGAUCAAGCAGUUGACAAAUAUGACAAAUUUGUAUUUGAACAGAACUGAUAUUUUGCUCUAACUGCUCUUUUUGUUAUAGAAGGAAGAUUAAGGAUAUGGAAUAGUUUAAAACAGGACUCAAGACAUUGGUACUCAAUUGUAUUAAUCUGUAAAUAUCUCUUGUAACUGAAGAUGAUUUGCAGCUGUAAACUGUGAGGUUUAAUUAAUUAUCUGAAAACUUCGAGGGUGAAAUUGUUCUUCAAUUUGUAUGUAUGUGUAGAAAUAUAAUCUUUUUUUUAAAUAUCAAAUGUAAUCAUCUUUUUUUUUUAAACAAAUGUUUUUCUUUUUCUUCAUUUUGCAAGUGCGCAUUGUCUUUAACUAUGCAUAUCUUUCAAAAUAAAAUGCUAUUUAAUGUA
This is a messenger RNA of Lampris incognitus (smalleye Pacific opah), 3294 nucleotides long. RefSeq names its product dishevelled-binding antagonist of beta-catenin 2 (gene dact2). The coding region runs from base 123 to 2720 and encodes 865 amino acids. Gene Ontology annotation, biological process: negative regulation of nodal signaling pathway. The transcript has 4 exons. Lineage: Eukaryota; Metazoa; Chordata; Actinopteri; Lampriformes; Lampridae. The record is from RefSeq and is a predicted model, not a curated record. Gene Ontology annotation, cellular component: cytoplasm.